CGCCACAUCCUUUCUGGCACAUGGUAAUCGCCACAUAAAUUGCAGUUCUAGCAGUUUCAAAUCAGGAAGUCCCGCUGAUCUCCGGCCUUGGGAACUGGAAUUCUCCGCCACCGGGAAGACCACGAGCAAGGGUGAUAAAGUGUGUAGGAGCAUUGUCAUUAAUCCAUGGGGACUGAGAACCCCAAUCGACCAAAUUUUCCGUCAAGACAUGCUUCCACACCUUUUUCAGCUCCACUAAGUUCAAUCCCUUUCCAAUCAUCUGGACCUGUCGUUGGGGCACAAACAUCCAAUUUUCAGCCUCCCCCUCCCACUUCUUACUCAUCUGGAUAUGUGGCUGGAUCAGAAUCUUCUGGUUUCAGACCCAUGGCCCCAGGGAUUUCUAGCUCUAAUGACCCAUCACGUCCACCUCCAACGCCAGCAUCCUAUGGUCCCUCAGCUACAACCUCUCUCCAGCGUUAUCCAACCCUGCCAUUUUCUUCAACUUCCCAAUUCCCAUCUUCCCCGUCAUCAGCUAGACCUGUUUCAGCCCCUAUUUCAUCGCCUCCAAUUCCCCUUGCGGGUCCUCCGCAGAGCAUGAGCACUUCUCAGCCGAGUGCUGCGGUUCCUCAGUCCCCUGUUGGUCCAAAUUAUCCAGCUCCUAUGCGUAGCUUUCAGCAAUCUAUGCCUACAUUUUCAUCAUAUUCUCCGGACAGACCCAUCUUGCAACCAGGUUUUCCAGGAUAUCCUAGCCAGCAAACAACUGUCGUUUCACAACCUCCAACUGGGCAAGCUACAUUCUUUCCUUCUCAACCAGGAGGAUAUGUGUCUGCACCACCUAGCUCUUUUCUUUCACAAGGAGGAUAUUUUCCACCCAAUCCAAUGACACUUUCUGGUUCUGCACCUCCCAUACCUCAAAUGCAUGGAUUGGUAGAAGACUUCAAAUCGCUUUCUAUUGGGUCUAUUCCAGGAUCUUAUGACACAGGAAUUGAUGCAAAAGUUUUACCAAGGCCUCUUGAAGUUGAAGACAAUAGGCAGGAGAGCCCCUUGUCAGAAAUGUUCCCUAUGAACUGCAGUUCUAGGUAUCUACGGCUGACAACCAGUGGCAUUCCAAACUCGCAGUCUUUAGCUUCAAGAUGGUAUUUAUCUCUCGGAGCUGUUGUGUGCCCUCUUGCUGAGGCUCCUGAUGGGGAAGUUCCGGUAAUCAAUUUUGCCACAACUGGCAUUAUACGUUGCAGAAAGUGUCGCACCUAUGUAAACCCAUAUGUGACAUUUACAGAUAGUGGAAGAAAAUGGAAGUGCAACAUGUGCCAAUUGCACAACGAUGUUCCUGGUGAUUAUUUUGCACAUUUAGAUGCCAGUGGCAGAAGAGUUGAUCUUGACCAGCGGCCUGAGCUCACUAAAGGUAGUGUGGAUUUUAUAGCUCCAGCUGAAUAUAUGGUCCGACCUCCAAUGCCGCCGUUGUAUUUUUUUCUCAUUGAUGUAUCAAUAUCUGCUGUUAAAAGCGGAAUGCUUGAGGUGAUAGCAAAAACCAUCAAAAGUUGUUUGGAUAGAUUGCCUGGAUUUCCUAGAACACAAAUUGGGUUCAUAACUUAUGACACUACCAUACAUUUUUAUAAUAUGAAGUCAUCUUUAGCACAACCUCAGAUGAUGGUUGUAUCAGAUCUUGAAGACACUUUUGUUCCAUUGCCAGAUGAUCUUCUUGCCAACUUGUCAGAAUCUAGAGCUGUUGUAGAUGCAUUUCUCGACUUCCUGCCUUCAAUGUUUGAACAUAAUUUAAAUGUGGAAUCGGCAUUUGGUCCUGCCCUUAAAGCUGCAUAUAUGAUUAUGAACCAACUUGGUGGUAAACUAUUGAUCUUUCAGAACACACUGCCAUCACUGGGCAUUGGCCGCUUGAUGCUGCGUGGAGAUGAUCCUCGCCUGUAUGGGACUGAUAAAGAACAUAUGCUGAGAAUACCAGAAGAUCCUUUUUAUAAACAGAUGGCUGCUGAUUUCACCAAGUAUCAAAUUUCAGUAAAUGUAUAUACAUUUAGUGACAAAUUUACUGAUUUAGCGACAUUAGGGACUCUGUCAAAGUAUACUGGCGGUCAGGUAUAUUAUUAUCCAAGUUUCCAUGCUUCCAUUCAUCAAGAUAAAUUGAGGCAUGAAUUGGAAAGAGAUUUGACAAGAGAGACGGCCUGGGAGUCUGUCAUGCGAAUACGAUGUGGAAAAGGCAUUCGCUUUACAACGUAUCAUGGUAAUUUUAUGCUGCGAUCCACUGAUCUACUAGCACUUCCAGCUGCUGACUGUGAUAAGGCUUAUGCAAUGCAGCUAUCACUCGAAGAAACACUGCUAACUACCCAGACAGUGUAUUUCCAAGUUGCUCUUUUAUACACAUCAUCGUCUGGAGAAAGGCGCAUUAGGGUACACACAGCUGCAGCACCUGUGGUUGCAGAAUUAGGAGAAAUGUAUCGCCUUGCUGAUGCUGGUGCUAUUGUUUCUUUGUUCAGUAGGCUAGCUAUUGAGAAAACUCUUUCCUCUAAAUUGGAAGAAGCUAGAAAUUCAGUUCACCUCAGAAUUGUUAAAGCCUUUAGAGAAUAUCGCAAUCUGUAUGCUGUUCAACAUCGACUGGCUGGGAGGAUGAUAUAUCCUGAAUCACUGAAAUUAUUGCCUUUGUAUGGACUUGCUCUAUCUAAGUCAACACCACUACGUGGUGGUUAUUCUGAUGUUCAACUUGAUGAGCGCAGCGCUGCUGGAUUCACUAUGAUGGCAUUGCCUGUUGCAAAGUUGUUGAAACUUUUGUAUCCUACUUUAACCCGCAUAGAUGAGUAUCUUCUGAAAGUUUGCAUUCGUGAGCAAGAUAAUGAAAUGUCAAGAAAGUUAAUGGGCUUGCUUAGAAAGUAUCGGCAAAGCGACCCAUCAUACCAUCAGUUACCUCACAUUGUGAGGCAAGGUGAACAGCCCCGAGAAGGCCUUUUCCUACUCAAGAAUCUAGUUGAGGACCAAAUGGGUGGUUCAAAUGGCUAUAUGGAUUGGAUUCUUCAAUUACACCGGCAAGUCCAGCACAGCUCAUAAAAUACAGUAACUCCUGAAAUUCAACGCCUGGAGUUUUUGCUGCCAAGUCCUGAUAUACUUUCCUCAACUUCUCGAUCUUCUAAUCAGCGUUUUGGAGUCACCCGAGGAAUUGCCUCUACAUGCUCAAGCAUGGAGCUAUGUAUUUUUUAUUCUUUUCCUCUACAUGAUCAAGCAUGGAGCUAUCUGGGGCCCGCGUUCUUGAUGAUGGAGUUGAGACAUGAGGAAAGGGGCAAAGGAAAAUAAUGAAGGUAGCCUGUAAAGUGAGACCUUCUUUGCCUUGUAGCAAAACUUGUUGUAGUGUUCUGUUCUAUAUGAAACCCCCCAUUAUUCUCAUUUUUUGUUUUACUUUCAUGGAUGGCGAUGCCUCCAAAUGGAAAUCUUUGCCCAGUCAUUUUAGGUACUACACACAUUAUAUACGGAGUAUUUGCACUUCAUAUGUUUUGCAUGGUUGGAAAUUUGGAGUUUUGAGCUCAACAUGUUUUGAAGUUAUGUCUUUUGUAGAACAUAUAAAAGGCAACAAAAGCUUGACAUUUUG
Molecule: messenger RNA, 3565 nt
Organism: Cuscuta campestris
Lineage: Eukaryota; Viridiplantae; Streptophyta; Magnoliopsida; Solanales; Convolvulaceae
Source: the annotation of a GenBank genome assembly